Messenger RNA from Punctularia strigosozonata HHB-11173 SS5, 747 nucleotides. RefSeq lists its product as uncharacterized. The record is from RefSeq and is a predicted model, not a curated record. Gene Ontology annotation, cellular component: mitochondrion. NCBI's taxonomy places the organism in Eukaryota, Fungi, Basidiomycota, Agaricomycetes, Corticiales, Punctulariaceae. The coding region runs from base 1 to 747 and encodes 248 amino acids. The transcript is spliced from 2 exons.
AUGUUCGGUAGACCGCUUCUGCCGCUUCGGCAUAUGAGGAGGACCGCCUAUCAGUUCAAGGAGCAAUCCCCCUCGCUUCAUAUCGAGAACCUGCGGCGUUACCUCCUCAUCGCACCAUCACUCGUCUCAAAGGAUCCCGCCUUUCAUCGAUUUUGCAUCCGCCAUCCGGACCUCCAACCGAGCAAUAUAAUCGUUCGAAGGUCGGCUGACUCUGGUCAAUGUCAAGUCGUUAGCUUGCUCGACUGGCAACAUGCCUCGGUCCUACCAAUGUUCGUCCUCGCUGGCAUACCCAACGGGUUCCAGAACUACGGUGGCCCCGUCUCGGACGCGCUGACGCUGCCCUCGCUCCCCGAAGUUCUCGGGGAGUUGGGAGAACCCCGAGAAAACGGCGGCGGGUCAAGUUCACCGAGCGCGCUUGAGGCAUUAUCACUAGCCGCCUUCACUACCACGCCGGCGACACGUGGGAAGGCGAGACUCGAGCUCAAGGUCGCCCUCAUAGAGGCAAUGGAGAGUUGGAAGACGCUCACGAGCGGUGAAGCCUCGUGCCCGAUUACCUUCAACGCGGAGGACGUGCGCGGGGCGAUGGAGCUGGACGAACAGCAGAAUGAAGCAGACAGAACUUCUGCAGCAACUCGAGGACUUCCUCUGCCUCGGGCACCAAGGAUGGGUGCCAACCGACCGCUGCGAGGAGGCAUAGGCGCUCGUCAAGCAGACCAAGGAGAAGGGAUUGGCAUCGGCGUCGGCUGA